Messenger RNA from Bactrocera oleae (olive fruit fly), 9354 nucleotides. Its product is annotated as catalase. Gene Ontology annotation, molecular function: heme binding; catalase activity. Gene Ontology annotation, cellular component: peroxisome; cytoplasm; mitochondrion. The record is from RefSeq and is a predicted model, not a curated record. Gene Ontology annotation, biological process: response to hydrogen peroxide; hydrogen peroxide catabolic process. Lineage: Eukaryota; Metazoa; Arthropoda; Insecta; Diptera; Tephritidae.
AGUCAAGGUAACCCUGAUAAAUUAUUGUCAUUGACUGUCAGAACGUAUAAAAGAGCUUACAGUUUUCACUUGAAUAUCAUUUUCUGUGUAUAGACGGUUUUAAAUCAUAUUUUAGUUGUGAAUUAACAUUACGCACAGAUUGGCGGUUUUGCCUUUGUGAUUCUUUAAGAAGUUGAAGUUAAUAAUGAAAAAUAUGUCUAACCGCGACGCAGCCACAAACCAACUAAUUGACUAUAAAAAUAAUUUGUCGAAAUCUCCUGGGACAAUAACGACAGCAGCUGGUAAUCCUGUUGGUAUUAAGGAUGCCACUCUGACCGUGGGACCAAGGGGUCCAGUAUUGUUGCAGGAUGUAAAUUUUUUGGAUGAAAUGGCUGCUUUCGACCGGGAACGUAUACCAGAGCGUGUUGUUCAUGCCAAAGGUGCCGGUGCUUUUGGAUAUUUUGAAGUAACACAUGAUAUUACAAAAUAUUGCGCGGCUAAGGUAUUUGAGAAGGUACAUAAGCGUACGCCGAUUGCUGUCCGUUUUUCCACUGUGGGUGGAGAAAGUGGAUCCGCUGAUACCGCCCGUGAUCCACGUGGUUUUGCAGUAAAAUUUUAUACUGAGGACGGUGUUUGGGACUUGGUGGGCAAUAACACACCAAUUUUUUUUAUUCGCGAUCCAAUUUUGUUCCCCAGCUUUAUCCACACCCAAAAACGUAAUCCGCAAACUCAUUUGAAAGAUCCUGAUAUGUUCUGGGACUUUUUAACUCUUCGGCCGGAAAGUACUCACCAGGUGUCCUAUUUGUUUGGCGAUCGAGGUAUUCCCGAUGGUUAUCGCCAUAUGAAUGGCUAUGGUUCUCAUACAUUUAAGUUGGUAAAUUGCAAAGGUGAACCUAUUUAUGCUAAGUUCCACUACAAAACUGAUCAAGGCAUCAAGAAUCUCGACCCUAAGGUUGCUCAAGAGUUAGCAGCAACUGAUCCAGAUUAUAGUAUUCGUGAUCUAUACAAUGCUAUUAAGAAUGGCAACUAUCCCAGUUGGACAUGGUAUCUGCAAGUGAUGACAUUUGACCAAGCUAAAAAAUUUAAAUAUAAUCCUUUUGAUGUGACAAAAGUGUGGAGCCAUAGGGAUUUCCCACUUAUCCAAGUUGGCAAGAUGGUGCUCGAUAGAAAUCCGACCAAUUACUUUGCUGAAGUUGAACAAAUUGCCUUUAGUCCAGCGCAUUUGGUUCCAGGCAUCGAACCAUCACCUGAUAAGAUGUUACAGGGUCGACUUUUUUCGUACUCGGAUACACAUAGACAUCGUUUAGGUCCUAAUUAUUUGCAAAUUCCGGUAAAUUGUCCUUAUCGUGUUAAUGUAACUAACUAUCAACGCGAUGGUGCAAUGCGUGUUAAUGAUAAUCAAGGUGGUGCUCCCAAUUAUUUCCCGAACUCGUUUUCUGGACCAGACGAAAGUGCUCGUGCAAAGAGCCUGAUGCCGUGUUGCCCUGUGCAGGGAGAAGUUUAUCGCUUUACCAGUGGCUUCACCGAGGACAAUUACAGCCAGGUGACAGAUUUUUGGGUUUAUGUUUUAGAUGAUAAAGCUCGUCAGCGUUUGGUAGCUAACAUUGUAGACAGUUUGAGCAAUGCCAGUCAAUUUAUUCAGGAGCGCGCUGUUAAGAACUUUACUUUAGUUCAUGCUGACUUUGGUAGAAUGCUUACUGAAGGUCUAAACCUGGCCAAAUCUUCCAAAAUUUAAAGAACUAUCUUCAUUAUAUUUGCACUUAUUUUCAAUGUUUAAAUUGUGUAUACACACAAUAACCACUUUUUUUGAGGUUACGGGUCGCUUUGUGAAACAUUUUCAUGAUAUAUUAUUACUACAUAAAGGGCUGUUAUCCAGUCUGCCAAUUUUUAAAAAAUUGUAUUGUUUAUUUUUAUUGGAUAAAAACCGUUUAAAAUUCAAAUUGUAGUAUUGUUUUAUGUUAUGUAAUUAUAUUCCUUUAAUCUUAUCGGAGAAGAUUAGGACAUUGUUGUUGAACUUAAUUUGUUGUUUAUAUAUCGCAAUCCCUUUAUGCUUGUAUAACCAUAUUAUGGUUAAACAAUAUAUAUAUUUUGUGUUUAAACAUGGACAGAUAUACAUGUAUAUAAUAUAUAUAUAUAUAUAUAUGUACGAUUUUUUACAUUUUUAAUAAAAUUUGAUAUUUUCAUAAAAUAAAAAAUACCCCACAUUUUUAAUAGCAAUGAAAACGAAUGUGUGCAGAGCUGAGUACGGAUGUACAUUCACUAACUUACGAUGAAAUUUCGUUUGCAAUUAUGGUUAUAAUCAGCCUUAUUGUAAUCUUCGUGUGAAUUCCAUUCGCCAUGGAAAAUUUCUAGUACCGAUUGGAUCAAAAAAGAUAUGUACGAUAUAUAAUUACUUGUUUUUAAUUAAUUAAGGCUACGUUCGGUUGUAACCGAACCUUUCGUACUCUUGCAACUUACAAGGAUCAUAGCCGGGGAAAUACCUUCAGGUGUUGUCAAAACUUUAUAUUAAGAAAGGUAGCGAAAAGGUUCAACUUCAUUGUUCGACGAAAUGCUGAAUGAAAUACAAUCAAAUUUGGUAUCAUAUUAACUUAUUUCGAAGGUCAUAGACCCACUUAGUUUUAUUACUAUAUUUUACUUCUCGCUAGCGAAAAUUAUUUUAAAAUCAUCCUCAAAUGAGAUAUAUGUGAUAUAAACCGAAGAGGCUAAAUUAAAUAUAUUGAGUUGAGUUGGGUAUAAUAUAAUUUCAUAACUUUUAAGAAAACGUGUUCAGUUAAUUUCAUAAAAAUAUCACAUAUUUUGACCAACCAUUUUUUCACAUUGUUCAGAUUUAUAAAUGUAUAAAUAUAAACAUAUGGUAUAUGUAAGUAGUAAAAUUAGCCGGUUGUUUCAAAAUCCUGAAUAUCAGAUAUAUGGGGUCUAAGGCAAUUUUUCGUGCGAUUUUAUCUGUUUUAGGCACAAAGAUAUAUUGACAUUAGAAAAACACACUGUGAAAAUUGCAGUAUAAAGUCAACUGGAAGUUCGAAAAUCUUUAGAUUAGGUAUAUGGGGGAAGUAUUUAUCCGACUCAACCCAUUGCGCCCAUUGUCAAAAUGUCACAUAGGUGCGUCAGCAUAAUGUUAUGUACCGAAAUUGGUUUAGUAGGAGCAGAGAUAUAUGAUUAUGCCUAAAUGUGUGCGGUGCCAUGCCUAUCGUUUAAUUUUGACCCCGGCUCCUAUAAAACCCAUAUGUAUCAUUCUGAGUGUAAAAUUUAAUGUCCCUGGUGAAUUUACUUAUUGAUUUAUAGCGUUUUUAGUAGUUUUGUGAGCGCGGCAGUGGUCCGAUUACGCUCAUCAAUGAACUCGUCCUCACUUUAUUUUGCCAAGAAACACGUGUACCGAGUUUCAUUAAGAUUAAUUUUUACUCAAGAUAGUUACUCUGUAGCAACAUGUUGCAAGGUUAUAAAAAAUUCUUUUAGUUUAAAUGAAAGAAAAAUAAAAAUAAAAGAAAGGUCAAUCUCUCUAACCGUAAAGCAUUUUGAAAAUAUACUGAAGGCACUUUUUUUCUUUCAUCUGAACACAGUCGAGGUCUUUUAGCAAACGCUAAUUCAGGAAAUGCAAUUUUUCUUUUAUUUAUAGUAUAUAAUUCUACAACAUAAAAAUAACAGUCAUCAACGUGAUUUUUCGGUUCUGUCCAUAUCAUCGGCAUACUACACUUUAAUUAUUUACAAUUUGCCAACUUUCUUAAAAGUUCACCACUCAACUUGCAUACAAUGUGUGGAACUCACGGUUUGUUUAGAACCAUCAUCUCUGUAUUAAAGCAAUUAAUGUAUGUAUGUAUGUACAUAACAUACAUAUGUCUUCUAUAAAUAGUAUACCAUAUGUAUAUACAUACAUACAUCAAUUGGUAUAAACUCCACUAAAAGCUGCCAAAGCAUAUCCAAGGUUGAUAGAACACAGGUUCCGACAGCCGUUAACGUUAUAGAACCAACAUCGUCAUACGAGUAGGACGAGUUUAAAACAAAAAAACCGCACAUCCGAAUUUUUCUGGGUGUUGGGCGAAAUUAAAAUUAAUAGUAUUAUUCAAAGCAUUUCCCAUCUGAAGCUAUGUUAUAACAUUUUCCUAUCUUUCUGACAAGUUGUGCAUUUCAUUCCAAAAAAACUGCGCUGGCUUGGCGGUAAAGAAUGAUUCAAGCCAAUUUUUGAUUCCCUUUUCUUGAAGUGAACCGUAUUUCAGUGAGAUAAGGUCCUUUACGAGGUUUUGCUGUCUUUGAGAACAAUAUGCAUCGAGUAACGCUUGUCCUCAUUUUAAAUCGCGCCAUUUAAACCAUUUUGGCGUUCGUUCAGCUAGAACAUGAUAACCAUAAACUUCCACCCAAAAAUAAUGACUCUCGCCGGAGGCUCAAAUGUGAAGUAGUGGCGACUCUGCUAAAGCUGUAAUUGCCUGGAGAGCAUUAAGGAUCGUUGUUACUAACGUAAUUGGCAACACUCUCAUGUUAGCUAUUGUAAAUAUGUGAGUACUCUAAUGGAAAUCUUUUCGAAAUCGAAAGUUCAUAUGUCACUGAAAGUUUUUUAAUGCAUGCUUAUCUUGAUUGGUUAGAAAAGCAGCGGUCAAGUGAAUCUGAUGAGCAGAAGGUUUUCGCCACCGUUUACUGUUCUAAUAGAGGCCCUCUACAACGGUAAAAAAACGCCAUGAUAGCAGAUAUACAUAUGUUGGUGGCUAAAAAAUUAAAUUGAUUAUGAAGAUGGAAAAAAUGAUUCCAAGUAGUUUUUAUCAAAAAUUUAUAAAGAUAUAUACAUAUAUAAAUGCUUCUGUUAUUGUUUUUUUCUUCAAGUAUGAAAGGUCUAUAACCACGCAUAUCAGGAGAAAAAGGCAUUUCAUCACUUUAUACCAAUAUUUCAUAAAUCAGGCUAGUACUCUUCGAAAUAUGAACUAUUUUUAUAGAAACCCAAAUUUUAGUUAAAAUUAAAAGUCAAAAGUAUCCUACAAGACGGGUAAAAGUUAGCUAACUGGGUACCGAUAGGUUAUCAGUAAUUAAUGCAUUAGUUAUCCGAUAUGUUACUUUUGUUCCAGCCUCGGAAAGAAAGUAACUAUUUCUCCUCUUUCGCUACAAGUCGUUGUGAUUAUCUUACUCGCUCUCUCUCAUUGCUUUUGCGAAAAUGAUACAUAUAUUUUGCUGUUAUACUUUGCCAACUAAUUUGGAAAACUAUCUGUUAUUGCUUAUUUAACAGCGUCCUUUUCAUUGGCUAUUUAUUUGGUUAGCCAUCUGUUACUAAAAAAAGUUUGUUUGGUUAUUGCUAUGGUUACCUAUAAGUUACAGAAAACUGGUUCAUAGGAUAUUUGUUAGCCCUUGUUUACAAAAAACUGGUUGAUCGGUUACUUCGUCAGCUUCAGUUAUUUGUUUGGUUAUUAAUUGGUUACCCCUGCCUAACGUAUCGGUUACCUUUUUCCUUAUAAAUAAAUUGAAAUUAUAGUUUAAAUUUUAUUUAUUAAUUUAUUCUUUUUUUUUUGAAUUUACAUGUUUAUACAUCUUAGAUCUUAUUUUAGAUUAGAUUUCAAACAUUAACAUUUAUAUAUACCAUGUAUACUUGUACAUACAUAUGUACGUCUCAAACUACAUUUUCCUUCUUACAAUCAUUAUCAGUAUUUGUAAAAAAAAAACUAGUUUGUGACGUAUAUAUGUAUGUAUAUAUGGUAUUACUAUUAUAGAUAGUUAAUAUUAAUUGUUAAACUUUUAUAGUUUACAACAAUAGUUACAUUAAUUUACUAAUUGUUUAUAUGUGGACAUCUUGCACAUUUACCCUAAUUGAACAAUAAUAUUUAAAAUUAAUUAAUUUAGUACUUAAUACUAAUGGUAACUUAAAUUUUAUAAUUUAAAAACUAAAAUGGUGAUAUUGAAGUCCAGCUUGAGAACUUUGCAUCGAAAUUUGCAAAUAUCUAAAAUGAGUUAAAAAGAAUUAAAAAUUGCUUUGUUUUGUAUUUGUUAAAGUAAAUUAUGGUAUCUAUAUUAUAUUUAAAAAAAAAAUGCAAGUUUGUACACAACUCAUAUAAAAAGUUGAGAGCUACAAUAUUUAACAUGCUACUUAACAUAGAUACGGUUAGCUACAUGUUAAGAAACGUCAAAAAUUUUACUUAAAUUUGAACAUACAAGGUGCGUUCCAAAGUAAACUCUAGUGGCGCCAUCUAUAUGUCGUCUAGUGCGUUUGAAUCUGCUAUCCUUUAUCGACUUUCAGUAAAAAUUUUAUUGAAAUUGGAAGUGAAGUUAUUGCGUUUUUAGUGUCAGUAUGUUUAUGUCAUCGAUGCGAAAAUGAGCUUCGAACAGAGAGCCAACUAAAAAUUUUGUUUUAAAAUUGGUAAAACUUUUACUGAAACGUUUCAAUUGAUGAUUGCACGAGUACUUUCAACGUUUUCAAAGUGGUCGUGAGGACAUAAAUGAGCCGAAACCCAAAAAAUCGCGUCUGGAGAAGUCAAAAGUGAAGACAAUGCUGAUUUGUUUUUAUUAUUCCAAGGGUAUUGUCCACAAAGAAUUUGUUCCACCCGGCCAAAACGUUAAUGCGGUAUCCUACCUUGGAGUUUUGAAGCGUUUGGUGCGCCGUAUUCGACGUUUUCGGCCAGAAUAUCGCGAAGAUGGAAGUUGGCGUUUGUUGCAUGACCGGGCAACGAGCUAAAACACUCGUUCGACAUGCUUUAGGACCGUGCAAAAAGCUGUAUUAAAGCAGAAGGAGACUAUUUUGAAUAAAAUUAAUUGAUUUUGCCGAUAAAACUAUUUGUUCUGUUUUUUUUUUAAAGUCCUGUUUACUUAGGAACACUUGUAGAAUCUUUUGUUUACUACCCAUAACAAUUUGUUUGCUAACCAAACAAUUGAUUUACAUGGGUUACCUAUUUUAAGGUAACAAAAUAUUAAGAUCUCAGCUGAUGACAUUUUCUAACUAAAUAAAAGAUUACAGGUUAAUAUGAAAAAUCUUCCACUUUCAAUUUUGUGCUAAAAUGAACAAGAAGAAACAAUUUUUAAUAAAACUUUCAAUAAAUAAAGUGUAUAUACAUAUUCAACAUAGAAAUAUCCAAUAUUGGUCACUUAUGAUUAUAUUAUUCAUACUUAUAUAUUAUUAUAAUGCCGAUAAAUGUUAUAUUAAUGUCAUACAAGGUAAUCUAUGCCCAACACUUUGAAUAUUUUAAUUCGACACGCAGCAACCAUGCCGAAAUGCGUGUUGGAUUGAAAUCGGGCAUCUCAUAGUAAAUAUUUACAAAUUCUUGAUCCUCACCCCAUAGUAGACAUUUACGCAUUCUUGAUCUUCCGAGAUGAUCUCUGCGUAUAAAUAGCAGGCCAUUACUUUCCACAAGGUGGUGUGCUUCAAACGACACAGCACGCUCUUAGCCUUCUCGACGCUGCACACGUCAGCAUAAUGUUAGUGUCAUCUAAAAACACUUAAAAAAUACACAAAGUAAAUGAAUAAGUAGUUCAUUUAAACAUUGCGCAGCCAUGCUUACCUGUGUAGCACGUUCGCCUAAACUCUGCGAGACCAGAGCACCCAGUAUUUCGCCAGGGUUAGCUAAUGCCUGCUGAAAACGCGUUUCAAUAUUACCAAUCAACCAUUCCAACGCCUCGGCCGACAGACUGGACUCCUCCACUACAUACUUCGUGCAAAGCGGGGAGCGCGCCAUCAUGCGCUGCAAAUUGCAAGGCAAUACAACCUAGAGGAGGCACGACAAGAAAUCGGUCUUUCCAACCUUAAAGCACAAAGUAAGGCAACCUACCUUGGAAUCACCAUUGGGAAAAUAUCACUUGACUUCGAGCUUGGGCAGCGCAUUGAGAGUUUUCCUCCGCCCUCUGCAAUUAUACUUAAUCAAUUCUUUGGAAAAAAAACAAUAUUCAAGAACGUACAUUCUUAAUAAGCGCCUUUUGAAUCUACAAAACCAAAUAAAAUAAUAUAAAUUUUAAGUCGGCAGAAUGCAGACUAUGCGUGGAGGAUGAUGAAUCGCUGCUUCCCAGGGAUAAUUGAAGGGAUACACGACUUCAUAAUAAGUUGAAAAUAAAUAUUAGGUCUGCAACUAAAUAUAUUUCAUGUUAUUAAAUGAUUUGAUACAUUUACUCGCUUAUGUACCACACAGUUUUUUGUUGCAAUCCAAAAAUUUACGUACAAAUUCCCCUCUUAUGUAUCACUUCAAAUAUCUUUCUUUUUUUCUCUUGAAUUGUUAUUUUUUUUUUAUUGAAACACAUGUAAUGUGUUCCUGUAUUCAUCAAAAUUUAGUUUGUAAACAAUGUGAUCUCAUAUUGUGUUCAGAAAUGAACAUGUGCGUUGAUGGCAAAGGGCAUCACUUUCAGUAUACAUCAACAAAUUUAGUUUUAUUAUUCUACAUAUUAAGAAUAAAAUAUUUCUCAGCUUAACGACGAUCUUUAUUUUUUCUCCACCAGCGGUAAGAGUCUAAAGAUUUUUCAUUGAGUUUAAACAUUGGUCUUACAAACCAAUUAUACAUUUGGUCCUUCGAGCCGGAUAGUGCUCAAGCCGAAGAAACAAAACAAAAGUCCUGUAUGAUGAAGCAUACAGCCAAUAUACAUUGGUAUUACAAACCAAAAAUAAAAAGUCCUGUAUGAUAAAGCAUGCAGGCAAUAUACAAAUCAAAAAUUAUAAGUCCUGAUAUACAUACAACAAGAACGAAUACCUGUACUUAUAAAACAGGCAAAACCAAAUGUCCUGUAAUUUACACAAAAAUAAAAUACAAAAUAAGUAAAACACGGAAUGUCGAACACUGACUUUUUAACGUGAUAUGGAAUGAAAGCCAUGACAACUAUACAAGGUCCGAAGAGAUGGACACAGCGCUAACGAUUAACACAGUGGAGGCACUCAAGGCAAUAUAGACUUCUGUAACAAAGUUAUUUUACAAGCAGAAAUAGAACUGAAUAUGGCCAAUGAAAAUGAGCUUGAAAAAUACGAAACAUACAUUAAUCUAUCGUUAAUACAACAUAGAAAGGCGCAUAGUCAUCGUGAACCGAUAUGUGAGAUGUCAAGAUUUAAAUGGCAGAAAGGCGAAUAUCCAGCCACCAGCUACGACGUUGACGAACAUGACACGACCACAUCCUGCGGGCACCUUACCAGCAGUCACUUUUGUCGCCCGGGAGUAUGUUCAAAAGUGAACAUGUGCGUUGAUGCCAAAGGGCAUCACUUUCAGUAUACUCAACAAAUUUAGUUUUAUUAUUCUUCAUAUCAAUAAUGAAAUAUUUCUCAGUUCAAUGAAGAUCUUUAUUUUUUCCCCACCAGCGGUAAGAGUCUAAAGAUUCUUCAUUGAGUUUUAAACAUUGGUCUAACAAACCAAUGAAACAUAUUGCAAUGCGUAUAAUGCAAAAUUUUAUUUUUAACUUUGUUGCUUUUAAUUUAAUAUUAAAUAUUGCUAAAGAACUGCA